CUGGAACUCACAAAGAUCUGCCUGCCUCUGUCUCCCAAGUGCUGGCAUAAAAGGCCCUCCUGUUCUUUAGGCGUCUCUCUUGUAUGUUCAGACAGCUUUUUUUUUUCCUACUUAUAUCCACAAAGAUUCUGUCAGUGUUGGAAGAUUUUUUUUUAAACUAUUGAUAUGUGUUUAAAAAGUAAGCUAUUAAAACAACGUGAGAGACGAGUUUAAAACCAGUGCUGUGGCACACACCUAUAAUCUUGUGCUACCGAGCGAGACCCUGUUAAAAAGUGCAAGCGGGGCUAGGGUGGUGGCUCAGUAAGUAUACACGGUGAUUGCUGCCCAAGUAUGAGGACCUAAAUUCGGGUCCUUAGCACCCACUUGGAAGUGGAGGGAAGGCGCAUGCACGCACACUCGGGAUCUUAGCGCGGGGCGGCAUGGAGAUGGGGCUCACGGGCCUGCUCAGCAACGAGGAAGGAGCUCAGCUCACAAGCUAAAGGUGGGGAGUGAGACCCACGUCGAGCGCUGGUCUGCACACACACCCGCACCGCACCGCACCCGCACACGACGCGCGGUAAAGGCGGACGGUUCCGGCGGCUUCAGGAGUCCGGCGCGCUCCUCCCCGCCGAACGCGGCCGCAGGCCCCGCCCUCUCGGGCGCACCGGUUCCCACGGCGACCGGGCGCCAGGCUAUAGCAGCCGGUACUGAGCGGCGGCGGCGGCGCCUUCAUGAGCGGGGCGGGGGUGGCGGCCGGGGCGCGGCCCCUCAGCUCCGCGGCCCCAGGCUCCCGGGGUGCGUCCCGCCCACGCCCGCGCCCUCCCGUCGGCCCGCAGCACGCGGGGACGCAGCCGGCUCCGCUCGGGCUCAGCGAGGCACAGAAGCGGAUCCUGGACCUGGAGAAGAGCCUGCAGUUCCUACAGCAGCAGCACUCGGAGACGCUGGUCAAACUCCACGAGGAGAUCGAGCACCUGAAGCGGGAGAACAAGGAUCUCCACUACAAACUAAUCAUGAAUGAGAAGCCUCAGAAAAAAGGCAGCAUCUCUACAUCCAGCCUUCAGUCCAACAAGUCUGCCUCCAACUCCAUCACGUCUGCCAACUCACAAAGCAAGACCAGGCCCCAGCCCGGCUCCUUAAAGAAGCAAGAACUGAAGCCUGACGCUCUCCAAAAGACAGACCUGGAAGAGCAGUCACUCAGCAGUGCUGCCCUGUUCCACGGCAGCAAGCUGGACAGAGUCCCUGAGGCGCAGGGACAGGCCAAAGACGAGGAUGCAGAGGCUUCCAAUUCUGGGGUCACGUUGCUGGGGGGCAUGCAUGGCCGGCAGGGGGCAGGGACGGCCUCCAUCCUGAACCUGCCUCCGCACCUGCGUAAGCCCACCACGGUGCAGCAGUGUGAGGUGGUCAUCCGUCAGCUGUGGAACGCCAACCUCCUGCAGGCCCAGGAGCUACAGCACCUCAAGUCACUCCUGGAAGGGAACCAAAGGUCCAAAACUGCAGCUGAGGAGGCUGGGCUAGGCUCUCCAAAGGACCAGGAGUCCAUGCAGUUCCCCAGGGUCACCGCCAAGGGCCUCUCUAAGAAGUGCCUAAUUCUGAGCCCAAUGCCUGCAGCAGAGCGUGCCAUCCUGCCUGCACUGAAACAAAGCCUGAAAAACAACUUUGCCGAGCGGCAGAAGAGGCUCCAAGUAGUGCAGAGCCGGCGACUGCACCGCUCGGUGCUGCUGAACCGGCGCCCUGGAGCCCAGCCGUCAUCUCUCAACAGUGGUUCACACCAACCCUACUUUUCAGCCACACGGAAUUCCAAGACAGACAGAACCCAUGACAGAUAAAGUACUUGCUCUCAGAACUGAGGAAACUGUCUAUUUCUUCUAUUUUACUAUUCCUGCAUUUAUGCAAAUGCACAUUAUAAAAUGUUAUUCUACUACCUGUUGACUGAAAAUAAAAAUUGUUUCUCCAUG
This is a messenger RNA of Peromyscus californicus insignis, 1934 nucleotides long. It is a transcript of the gene Ccdc74b, whose product is annotated as coiled-coil domain containing 74B. NCBI's taxonomy places the organism in Eukaryota, Metazoa, Chordata, Mammalia, Rodentia, Cricetidae. The transcript has 8 exons. The coding region runs from base 711 to 1805 and encodes 364 amino acids. The record is from RefSeq and is a predicted model, not a curated record.